UAUAAGCCCGAGGUAAACAAGAAAAUUAUCAUUUGAUCGUUAUUUAUUUCAUUCAUCUCAACAUCCAUUCUUGGUGUUAUAUCUGUUUCAUUUCAGAUAAUAAUUAAGGACUUAGUUAUGUUAUCAUUUGUCCUUUUACUGACCAUUCUUUCUGCACUGGUGAACGCAUUAGACAAUGGACUGGCUUUAACACCAACAAUGGGAUGGAGAAACUGGGAAAGAUUUAGAUGUGAAGUGGACUGUGAAACAUACCCAAAUGACUGUAUUGGUGAAAAAUUAUUUAUGGACAUGGCCGAUGCUAUUGUAGCUGGUGGCUUUAAGGAUGCCGGUUAUGACUAUGUCCUUCUGGAUGAUUGCUGGCCAGCUCCACAUAGAGAUUCCUCAGGAAGGUUACAAGCAGAUCCAAAAAGAUUUCCUCAUGGGAUUAAAGCACUGGCUGAUUAUAUCCAUUCUAAAGGUCUUAAGUUUGGUAUUUAUGAAGACUUUGGUACAAAGACAUGUGCUGGUUACAUAGGUAGUGAGUUCUAUAUGCAGACAGAUGCCCAGACAUUCGCUGAUUGGGGAGCAGACUUAGUUUUCUUUGAUCAUUGCUAUGCUGCAGCUAAGGAUAUGAAAUAUGGUUUUCCCAUUAUGGAGUUUUUCUUGAACAAAACUGGCAGACCAAUGAUAUUUACUUGUCCUUGGCCUAUGGACAACAGGAUACAACAUAUAAAGCCAGAUUUCCCUGCUAUAAGAAAAACCUGUAAUAUGUGGAGAAUUUACAAUGACAUUGAAGAUUCCUGGGACAGUGUGAUAGGGAUUAUCAAUUGGUGGUCUAAAGACUGGUACAACAUGUCAUCUUAUCAUGGACCUGGAGGAUGGAAUAACCCAGAUAUGAUAGUUGUAGGUAACUUUGGGCUGAGUCCUGAUCAGGAAAAAGUACAUUUUGGGAUGUGGUGUAUAUUUGCUGCACCAUUACUUCUGGCUAAUGACUUGAGAAGUAUAAACAAUCGGUCCAAGGCUUUGCUACUGAACAAAAGACUUCUUAUGAUUAACCAGGACUCUUUAGGUAUACAAGGAAAACCAAUUCAAAUGGGUGAUGUACAAGUGUGGACUAAGCCUAUUCUACCCAAGGGAAGUAAAGCAGUAGCUGUAGUAUACACAGUACAAGGAGGAAACUUUAUACGAGUCAAAUAUCCCCUGGAAUUCUAUGGACUAGAUGCUGGAGAUUAUCAUCUAACAGAAGUAUUCGAAGGUCAUGAUUUAGGACAACAUAACAAAUCCUCCAUUAUAAGUUUUACUGUAAAUCCUACUGGUAUAUAUAUGUUUACAGCUAAACCGGUGAAUUAAUUGUAUGUGUAUUCUUGUUGUUCAGUAUAUUUAGUCUCUGAUAUCAACACACAAUGUAUCAAUUAUGUGGGUUCUACUUUAUAAUUUAUUCUUUACAAAAGUGUUAUCUUUGCUUCAUAUUUGAUUAACUGUGAUUGAGGAGAAUGUAAUCAUUUUGAUUUUUUUUGUCACAAGAUUUUGUAUAAGUUAAAAUUGUUUAUUUUUUAUAUAGCUGCAUUUUAAAAGCAAUCAAACGAAAUCCUAUUGUUUUACUAUACUUAAUAAUUCCUAUUUACAUUUAUAUUUACUCAGAUUGCUAUAGAUUAUACAUUCCAAAGUUUACAUAUUUAUUUAAAUAAUAAUAAUGAUUAUAGUUAUUAUUAUUAUAAUUAAAGAGGGUUACACAGUUAGCUAUACCACUUACUUCCCUGAGGCCCUCGAUCAUGAAGUGCAAUGAAAUAUUACUGUUAAUUUUUGUCUAUAUGUAUAGAAGUUUUCAAAUGGUCCCUACUUUGUCCCGUAUAAACAUAUUUCAAGCAAAUUUAUGUUCCCAAGUUUAAGAAAAGCAUUUGUAUUGCAUUCAUACUUUAAUUACAAAUAUGUCUAGAAAUUUUUGCAUGGAUUUAUUAUUGUGAGAUUAUUUAUUGUGUUUUUUUGUGGAAAGGACAAAAAAGUGAGAUUAAUUAUUUUGAUUGUUGAGGGGGGAUAGGACCUUUAUUGGGACUCCAAGAUCGGGAUCGGGUGUUUUUAAGCUUGGGAUUUCAGGAUUGACCCUUUCGGGAUCUGGGAAUCCUUGUUUUUUUUUAAAUUUCGGGACGUCAGGAUUUAUUUUAUUUAAACUUGGGACCUCAGGAUUUCGUGUUUUUAAGCCCAGGAUAUUGGGAUCAGGUCCCCUCGGCCUCCUAUCCCCCUCAUUGUUGUGGCAAGGACAAAAAAGGAAGAUUAAUUAUUGUGAUAGUAGGAAAGUCUGCAUACAGUUAUAUGUAUCAGCUGAUAUCAGAUUGUCAGUUCCUGUUAUUGAGAUACUCAAUUGCAACAUUCCCAUUAAUAAAAACCUGAAUUAUCAGUUAUUAUAAAAGAUCAUAACACAUAGAUACAUUGAUCUCAGACCAGAUAUCAACCCCCUCCCAAAACCAUGUCUUUUAUAGCCUUACCAAGCUAAACCAGUGAUGUGUCCCUUGGUCUGUCAAAUUUCAAGUUUUCAUUACUGUCAAACUAAGGGAAUCGUUUAAAACUUCUCUGUCUAGCUGGCUCUUAGAUAAUGUUUGUGUCAAUGGUAUAUGUUAAAGUAAACUCUGUCUUUUCAGUAAUGGCUAUUGGGUAUCACUCAGCGAUGAUAAAUGUUGUGCUGUCUUAUAUAUUGGAAUAAUCAUUUCAGGGCUUUUUACAGCUGACUUUGAAGUAUGGAUUUUGCUCAUUGUUGAACCCUUAUGGUGACCUAUAGAUAAUAAAUUCUUCAUCAUUUUGUCACUGGUGGAUAGUUGCCUCAUUUGCAAUUAUGCCACAUCUUUUUUGCCUGUAUUUUUACAUAUUGUGUCCUAGUCCUGUUUAGGAUUUUUUUACACUGAGAGUGUAACUUCACAUGCAUUUAUAGCCUUCUAUGGUGUAGCAUCUUUUUGAAAUUAUGUAAAUUCCUUCUACCGGUAUAUGUUAUAUUAUUUUUACUUUUGUAUCUUUGUAAUUUAUUUAUGAGAUUUAACAUACAUCAACUAUGCUGUAUGGGUUUUACUCAUUAUUGAAGGCUAUAAGGUGACCUAUAGUUGUUAAUUUUUGCAUUAGUUGGUCUCAGGUAGAGAGUUGUCUCAUUGGCAAUCAUACCACAUCUUAUUAUUAUACUAUUGCCUAAAUUUAGAACCACAGUAAGAUUGUUACCAAGAACAAUUUUUUUGCUUGAGUGAAUCAGAUGAGACAGUAUAAUAAUGCAUAAUAUUUAAGCACCUUAGCAUAUUCAUUGAAAUUGUAUCUCAUUUUAUACUGCAAGUUUAUAUAUAUAUAUAUAUGAUGUAUGUUUUGUCCUUGUUUUUAUUUA
Messenger RNA from Mytilus trossulus (common blue mussel), 3337 nucleotides. Its product is annotated as alpha-galactosidase A-like. Gene Ontology annotation, biological process: glycoside catabolic process; oligosaccharide metabolic process. The transcript is spliced from 8 exons. NCBI's taxonomy places the organism in Eukaryota, Metazoa, Mollusca, Bivalvia, Mytilida, Mytilidae. Gene Ontology annotation, cellular component: cytoplasm. Bases 118 to 1329 code for a protein of 403 amino acids. Gene Ontology annotation, molecular function: alpha-galactosidase activity. The record is from RefSeq and is a predicted model, not a curated record.